AUCGAUGCUCGCUAACUCAAUCGACGCCUAAUUGAAUAUUCCCGCAUUGUAAACCAGCGAUUCUCGGUAUAACUUCGAAUUAAACGAGUUCGCUUCGAGAAUCGUCGAUCGGAAGAAGAAGAAAAAACCGCGUCGAGAUACUCUGACACAGAUAAUCCACAGUGAUGCAACUUACGAUUAAUAAUUUACGAGGGCGUUUACUAUUUGUGUGUCUACUUAUGCGAACGCGCGGCGAGAGGAACAAUAGUGGGAGACUCCACUUGCAUAAGAACGGAGACUUGCUCCAGAAACUUGGCAGUCGGUCUUCGCAUGUGGGACAGUUGUGCUUGGGUAUAUCGAGUGAAAGUGACGAACUGCAGUGGAUUAGAAUGAAGGUAUUUCUGGGUCUUUUGGUCGCAUUCUCGGUGGUGAGCUUCGCCUUUGCUGCCGAGUGCAAGACUAGCCUUACGGUAAUCCAGCCGAAAGAAGACGUCGCCGUGGACAACCAGCGCUACGUCAUGAUAAACAUCCCGGGCUUCGAGCAGAACGCCACCUCGGUCGAGUGCCUGUCCGGCCAGACGUGCGCCAAGGGAAGCUGCCAACAGGACUACAAGCUCCACCAGUUCCUUACCGUGCCGCACGGCAAGAGCCAGUUUAGCCUCGACGAACUGCAGUUCAGAUUCUUCAGGCUGCCUUACGGCUGCAAGUGCGGCGCUGCCUGAUGAGAAGAUGUUUUUUAUUAUGUUGUAAAUAAUACUUGCUUUUUAUCGAAAAUAAAACGGAUGAUUACUGACCUUA
This is a messenger RNA of Nasonia vitripennis (jewel wasp), 777 nucleotides long. RefSeq lists its product as uncharacterized. The coding region runs from base 165 to 701 and encodes 178 amino acids. The transcript is spliced from 4 exons. Lineage: Eukaryota; Metazoa; Arthropoda; Insecta; Hymenoptera; Pteromalidae. The record is from RefSeq and is a predicted model, not a curated record.